AUGUCAUUUUUCGGGUUCGACUCUAGCGGGCGAAAGCCUCCUCGUGAAAGGAGAAAGCAGGGCGAAGAAGAAUCGCUUGACUUCGAGGAGACUUAUCAAGGUUUGGGUGACUAUGAGGAGCCAGAAGAUAUGCUCAAUGACGAGACAUUUGGUAAUGCGGCUGACUUGGGUACUGAUUUUGAUUUUGGGUAUGGUAAGGGCGAAUUGGAUGCUGGGACCGGCAGUGCUAGAUCUGAAGCACCAGCGCCUGUUUCAUAUGCGUCAAUUGCCAAUGCGAAGAUGAAUAGGGCUCAAAACAGUAAGCCAGGGUUUGAUCAGUCUGUUGAUAUGCAACCUAUGGAGUCACUCUGGGGUAACAGUUCCAGUAACAAUCCGCAACAACAACAACAACAGCAGCAGCAACAGCAACAGCAAGUGCCACAGCAAGUACCUCAACCACAGCAAUUGCAGCAGCCACAGCAGCCACAUAUGCAAGGUGUACCUGCUCCUGGUAUGGAAGGUUUGACGAUGCAAGCCUUGGAAAGACAACAGCAAAUGGGCAUGCCACCUCAACCCGGUUUUUAUGGUAUGCAGCCACCUCAAGGUCCUCAGAAUCCUCAAGGUCCACAAGGACCACAGGGGCCAAACUACGGUUUCAUUCCCCAGGGUUAUCCUCAGGGCCAGUACCAACAAUUCCCUGGUCAAAAUAUGCCACCUCCUGUCAUGCCUAACCAGUUCGGUAACCCUCAGUUCUCUAACCCUCCUGUUAACCCAGUUAACCCUCAGGAACAGUUCCAACAAAUGCCUUCCAUGAUGUACAAUCAAAAUCAGGCUAAUAUCCCGCCACAUAUGCAGCAACCUCCACAUAUGGCUAUGCCUCCUAUGCAACAUCAGCCUCAGCAUCAGGUCCCUCCUCCAAAUCAACAAGCUCAACCAAUUGUCCACCAGCAAAUGCCUAUGCAAUCUUCUCCGGCAGAUAACCAGGCUAUCUUGCAAUCCAACCGUGGCAAUCAAGAGUACCAACGUGUUAAUUCUCCACCUGUCCAAACUGAGAGUGAACAAGUCCCAACUCCACCACAUACACCAAGGGAAUACCGUCGUGGUCCAAGAAGAUUCGGUCCUCAAGACCAAUUGUCUAACGAGGAGUUGAGACGUUUACAAAUAAGACAAGCAAAGGUUGAUAAGAUUCUAAGACACUCAGGUGUUAUGACCCCAAGAGAUAAAGACUUCAUUACUCGUUACCAAUUAUCUCAAAUCGUCACUGAUGACCCAUAUAAUGAAGACUUUUACUUCCAAGUUUACAAAAUCAUUCAAAAGGGUGUUACAGCUUCAGAGUCUAACAAAGAUUCUAUCGCUAAGGCCUAUUUGGAACACUCUGGUCAUAGAUUAGGUGGCCGUUAUAAGAGAACUGAUGUUGCUUUGCAAAGAAUGCAAUCUCAAGUUGAAAAAGCUGUUACCGUUGCUAAGGAAAGACCACAAAAGAGUAAGGAUGGGUUGGAUAAUGCUAAGGAAGGUGUCUUGGGUAAAAUAUCUGCUACUAGAAACUCCAAGGCUCCAAGAAAGCAAUUGCAAAUCCCAACUCAUAAAGAAGACUCUCCUGCUCCAAACUCUCAACCAGGAUCAGCUCUAGACGAAGUAACUGAAUCUUUGCAAGGCGUCGAUAUUAAUUCGAAGAGAAGAAGAUCAUCAUAUGCGCUAAGCUCCUCCGUAGACCAACGUUCAGUUUUGACUCGUUCUGGUGGUCGUAAGUUUAUAUUAACUUUGAUCGAAGCCGUUUAUGAAGAAGUUCUCGAAUUGGAAGCGCAAUUAAGAUCUGGUCAACAACCAGACAGUACAAAACUAUGGGAAGCCCUACAUAUCGAAGAACAUGGUUACGACGUUUCUCCAUUCAUUUCCAUUUUGUCAUUCGAUAAAGGUGUGAAGAUCAUGCCACGUAUCAUGAACUUCUUGUCGAGAGAGGAAAAGAUUAAACUCUUCAACUGUUUCUUCAAAGAACUAUCUCAUCUGAAUGUUAUUGUUGUCUCAUCAUAUAAGACUACUCCGCUACCAACUAAGGAACAAUUAAAGAAGGUUGAACUCUUCCAGUCUAUCUUCCUAAAGAUCAUCGUAUCUUUCUUGUCCAGUUCCGCUGAAUUCUUGGAAGUCAUGGGUCUACUAAUAAAUGUUAUCCAAAAUAACAAUGUUUCUUUUAUUACCACAUCCAGAAUCGGUUUGAACUUGAUCACUGUGUUGAUCUCUCGUGCAGCUCUAAUGAAACAAGAUGUUAGUAGAGGCAAACUGUUAUCCUCUAUGGAGGUAUCAACCUGGAGUGAAGUAUAUGACAGACUAUUCACUGCCUUGGAGACCAAGUUGUCUGCUGUCUUCCCUACACAAGAGUACAUGCAACAUGUCAUUUCGGUCUAUGAACAAGAAACUACACAAUAUGAUCAGUCUUACAUUUGGCAAUUCUUUGCUUCUCUCGCCCUAAGUGGUAAAUUAAACCAUCAACGUAUUCUAAUCGAUGAAGUCAGAGAUGAAAUCUUCGAUGUUAUCUCGAAGGCUGAAGAAUUGAAAAACACCGCUCAACAAGAUCCAAAACUAGUGUACCAAAGAAACAAGUACUAUCAGGAUUUGAACUUGUUCUUGAAUGUCAUGGGACUAGUGGCCCGUGAUGGAGAAAUCACAGAAUUGAAAUAG
Kluyveromyces marxianus DMKU3-1042 is the source of this 2655-nucleotide messenger RNA. RefSeq names its product deadenylation-dependent mRNA-decapping factor PAT1 (gene PAT1). Gene Ontology annotation, cellular component: P-body. The coding region runs from base 1 to 2655 and encodes 884 amino acids. Gene Ontology annotation, biological process: P-body assembly; deadenylation-dependent decapping of nuclear-transcribed mRNA. The transcript has a single exon. Gene Ontology annotation, molecular function: RNA binding. The record is from RefSeq and is a predicted model, not a curated record. NCBI's taxonomy places the organism in Eukaryota, Fungi, Ascomycota, Saccharomycetes, Saccharomycetales, Saccharomycetaceae.